AUGGCCAACGUCUACUUCGAUAUCACAAUUAACAACCAGGCUGCGGGACGUAUUGUCUUCAAGCUAUUCGACGACGUCGUUCCCAAAACUGCCAGAAACUUCCGAGAGCUCGCCACUGGCCAGAAUGGCUUUGGAUACGCUGGCUCUGGAUUCCACCGUGUGAUCCCUUCAUUCAUGCUUCAAGGUGGUGACUUCACCAAGCACAACGGCACUGGCGGAAAGUCCAUCUACGGAGAGAAAUUCGCAGACGAGAACUUCCAGCUUAAGCACACCAAGCCUGGUCUUCUUUCCAUGGCCAACGCUGGCAAGAAUACCAACGGCUCCCAAUUCUUCAUCACCACUGUCGUUACAUCUUGGUUGGAUGGUGCCCAUGUUGUCUUCGGCGAAGUCGUUGAGGGCUUUGACAUCGUCAAGAAGAUCGAGGGCUACGGCAGUCAGUCUGGAAAGCCCAGUGCUACUAUCAAAAUCUCAGCUAGUGGCACAGUCUGA
Messenger RNA from Pleurotus ostreatus (oyster mushroom), 489 nucleotides. Its product is annotated as Multifunctional pyrimidine synthesis protein CAD. Gene Ontology annotation, biological process: protein peptidyl-prolyl isomerization; protein folding. NCBI's taxonomy places the organism in Eukaryota, Fungi, Basidiomycota, Agaricomycetes, Agaricales, Pleurotaceae. Gene Ontology annotation, molecular function: peptidyl-prolyl cis-trans isomerase activity. The record is from RefSeq and is a predicted model, not a curated record. The transcript has 4 exons. The coding region runs from base 1 to 489 and encodes 162 amino acids.